Leishmania major strain Friedlin is the source of this 4167-nucleotide messenger RNA. RefSeq names its product protein kinase-like protein. Gene Ontology annotation, molecular function: ATP binding; protein serine/threonine kinase activity. Lineage: Eukaryota; Euglenozoa; Kinetoplastea; Trypanosomatida; Trypanosomatidae. Gene Ontology annotation, cellular component: cytoplasm. Bases 1 to 4167 code for a protein of 1388 amino acids. The transcript has a single exon. Gene Ontology annotation, biological process: protein phosphorylation. The record is from RefSeq and is a predicted model, not a curated record.
AUGAGCUCGCGAGGAGUCGACGGCGACGCAGAGCAUAACAGCUACCAGUCUUCUGAGCAACCGCGAUCGCCGGAGCCGCCGGGGACCCUACCGCUGUCGCUGCAGCAGUCGCGGGAUCCACAGAGGCGGGAGGUUCUCUUCCCCAACCCUGUUGGGGCAGCGCUGCAACGCAAGGCAGUGCGCUCUCCAAAGUCGUGCGACGCCUCGGUGGCUCACGGGAUAGUCAGUGCCAGUGCUGUGAGUUUUUCGUCCGAGGCGUCUCGUAAGCGCAGCAACAAUGCAGGUAGCCCGGAGAGGAACGGCAAGGACGAGGAGAGCGAGGAGGACCGCCCGUCGACGGCGCCGGCCGCCGGGCCACGGCGGCUGAACAGCACCUCUUGCUGUCCCAGCCAGAUGCCUGACGCGGAGGCACCGCCCGGGGUGACCAUUGCCUUCCACCGGUACCUGGAGCAGACCCGUCACACGAUUCUGUGCGCCGACAGCAGUGAAGUUGACCGCGCCGUGGCGCUUGAUGGGCUGCUGAUGCGCUGCCGUGAGCUCUUCGACCUGCUGAGAGACAUGUACGCCCUGGUGCAUGUGCCAGGCGCGACGGCUGACCACAAGCAUCUUUCAAUGGUGAAGGUUCUACCGUACGACGAAGUCUCCACCCCCUCGUCGACGUCCGUGUCGUCCACAUUGAGCAUCCCGCCCGGCGUCGCAUUGAGGACCCAAGAACGCACCAGCGACGCCAAAGGCAUGCCAUUGUCAUCCAAGACGCAGCCGUGGAACUCGCAGCUGCCGCCUCUCAGCUGGAGGCCGUUGACUGCCGCUACUGCAGCGCGCUCAAAGGACGCCUUCGAGCGGGGCCGACGCACCAGUGCGAGCAGCUGCAGCAGCAGUGUAGCGUGCAUCGAGGUGCUGAACAACUACUACGUGACGCAGCUGAUCGGAGUCGGGGCGACGGGACGCGUGUACCUGGCAGUAGACAGGCAUACCUGUAAAGCGUUUGCCAUGAAAACUGUACCGCGGCACAGCCGCAGGGCCGUCAGCCGCCGUUUUCCACUGGCGUCGAUGAGUGCGUCAGACAGUGAGGCGCUGCAGUUGGAGGGCUCUACGCUGAGGGCCGUGCGCAUCGACGGCGCCACUGCGCACGCGGCUGGCAGUAGCACUACCACCAACGUCCCUCUUGCUCUUGUGCGGCCCUUCGCGAUGAACGUUGCCUCAGCGCGUUCAGUUACGCGGCGAGAAGGCACGCGUGACAGCAUGGAUGUGAACCUCUGCGAGGCCGCACUCGAGUCCCUCGUUCAUGUGGCCGCGUCGAGCCACCCAAGUGACGCUGCGAUUCCGUUCGUGGAGAGCGUGACCGCGCCCUCCUCGGCUACGACGGCUGGAAGCGGCGACGUCGAGGCUCCAAACACAUCGAAGAGACGAGCACCGCGGACAAGCUCCAGCAAGCACCUGAACGGCAGCGGCUCACCAAUCUGUGCAGGCGGUGCCGGGCUGCACACGACGGUGUUGAGGUCGACGAACGCGGGUGAAAGCGUCGGCGGCGACAGCGUCACCAAGUUUGUCAAGUCAGCACAUUCGAGUGAGCUACCGGCGGUGGAGCGGGAGAUUCGUGUUAUGCGGCGUGUGUGCAAUCACCCGCACGUGGCGCAGCUGAAGGAGGUGAUCGACGACGACAAGGAGGAUUCGGUGCACCUCGUCAUGACGUACGCCGAAAACGGCCCGCUCACGGUGAUGCACGGGUUCGACGCCGUUCUCGGCUGUGCACCGUGCGACGUUGUGCGGCCAUUCUCGCGGUGCGCUCGUCUGCUGCACCAGCUCGCAGAGGCCCUCAUCUACGUGCACCGUCAGCGCAUUGUGCACAACGACGUGAAGCCGGACAACAUUCUUCUCACGGAGGCCGACAACAUCCUUCUCACAGACUUCGGUGAGAGCGUGCUGAUUUCCAAUAAACUGCCACAGAUGCCCGCGGCGCACAUGUCAGUCGGUGCAGCUGGGGGGGAGGGGCUCAACGCGAGUGUCUUGGUGCCGCAUAACCGCUGGAAGUCGCCUCGCGGUGCCAAUGACAGCUGGGCAACCUUGAGCACGGCAGAUCGCUCGCCUUGUAGCUCUGGCGCUGCGGGGCACACCGCGAACACAUCGCAGAUGAUGGCAGAGACGUCUUUCCUGCCGGACUCGUCCAUGUUCUUGGCCGCCGGCGUCGAUGUGGAGGGGCGACUCAAAGGGAAUCGGUCAGCCAUCGGCACCCCCGCCUUUGCGGCACCAGAGCUUAUCAUGAGCAGCACCUGCAGCUACGAUUCGGACGCGUGGUCUUUUGGAGUGGUGCUCUACUCUGUCAUCUUCGGCCGCCUGCCGUUUGCGGCGGCGACGAUCAGCGAAACGUUCAGCGAGAUCCUGAAUUCGGCACUGUCGUUUCCGACUUUGGAGGAGGUGCCCGAGCGGGUCGGGAUGACGGAGACGGAGUACCAUCAGUGGGUGGAGCUCUGCACGAAGCUGCUGGUGCGAGAGCCACGGCAGCGACUGCCGCUUUCAGCGGUGCUGCGCCACCCGCUGUUCCGCGCAUCAGCGGCCGUGGGUGCGAAGUCGUCCACGUCGGCCACAGGUGUUGCGGAGAUGCCCCGUGGUCGACGCCCACCGAGCAGAAUUCAUAGCGACUUGUCUUCGGUGCCCACCCUAUGGUGGUCGAACCACAGUAGCCAGGCUUCGCGGUCAGUGUCCGAUAAAGAAGGCUCGCCGUUGAUGUCACGGGCAGCGCGCGCCACUAUGCCACCGUUGAUGGCGUGCGAGGUUGCUGCUUCUGUGAGCGCUGUUUCAAAUCGCCGAUGCAGCACGGAGGGGUCUACAACACCGUUGACGAGAGGUGGCGCGGUGCGCGAGGCCGUGCUUGACCGCCAUCGGCUGCAGACCAUGCCAGGCAGUAGCCGCACCUCCUCCAUCUUCGCGAGCACCGGCGCUUCGAUGGCUUCGCUCAGCCCCCCGGCUGCCAGCGCCGGCUUUGGGCGCCGUUCCAAGCCGAUCGUCGUGGAAGCUGCGGCGCCGCAGAUGUGGCCGGAGGUACGGCCACUUCAAGUGGCCCGCCUCCAAUGCCAGUGCGACUCGCCGAACUCCUCGCCGGCUGGGCGACGCUCCUUCUCCUGCGCCUCAAGUGUUCACACAGCCUCCUUCACGGCUACUGACCACGUGGGCAGGGUGCGGGAGCACACGCUCGUGUACAAGCAGGGCUUCGCCAGCCAGAGCGCCAGCGCGAUCCAAAGCCCAAUCAACCGGUCUUUCUUCUCGACAUCGACCCCGUUCAAGGAGUCACCGCCAGAUCGCGUCGUGACGCCGGGGAUUCAGUCGACAAGCUGCACCGACUUCACCUCCCCGUUGCCCUGUCCCCUCACGCGCGCCGGCAGCAGCACUCCCGACCUUUGCACGAAGGACCAUGAGGAGGAUCAACAGGAUGAGAGCGGCAAGGUGGGGUCAAGCAGCUCCAACGCUGCUGGCGCCGCCACUGCUCUGGCGGUCGUUGCCGCGCCAGCGCCUCCGGCCUCACCACCGGCGACGUCCUCAGCGGGGCGGCCGCGCUCCGUCGCAGCGGCGAGGGGGGCACGUGAGGACACUGCGGCGGUGGGGCUACGUGUGCAGCGCCGGUGCAGCGAGGAGGAGCCGUGUGAGGGGGACGGCAGCAGUGGUGCGAGUUGCAACUUCUCAUACUGGGACUCUUCGAGCGACGUGGCAGACAGCGGCGACAGCGCGGACGAGGGGCGGAAUCAGGAGAUUAGCAAUAAGGCGUCGCAGCUGCCAAAGCCGCCCCUGAUGCCGCCCCGUAGGGGCUCGACCCAGUCUUCGAGUGGGGUAAGGCCGCUGGUCUCUGUACAGGAAGUAGUCGCCCAACACGUGAAACCCAAGGGCAGGGGUGAGCACCUGAAAUCUGUGGCUGGCGUCCCUUACGGCGACUCGACGAUCGCUCUCGGAAGCUCCGAGAACCUCUCCGCGACAAGAGAGUUGGUGCAGAAGGUGCGCGAGACGGAGUCGCCGGUGCAGCAACAGGUCUCGAGGUCGUCGCCGCUGUCGAACAAUCUGGAGGCGAACGGCACCGGCCGUGGUGGAUUCUCGUCACCGUGUCCAUCACCGCUGAAGUCGACAGCUGAGAUACCCCCUGGACAGGCGAAAAGGUCGUGGUUCUGGUGUCAUCGUUAA